UGUCUAAGUACGCACAAGUUGUGCCCCAUAUCCGAGAGGGCGUCUAUCCCUACUCAGCUGAUCGAAAUGACCACAUGUGCUUCUGGAUCAGGACUAAAGCUUAGACUUGUUUCUAGUUUCAACCCACAACGAAAGACAUACGCAGCCUUAACUUACUGUUGGGGAGGUCCUCAACCAAUGCAAUUGAGCCAGAACAACAUCGAGUUCUACCAGGAGUCAAUUACUUGGCGCGAUCUACCUGCUACCAUACGGGACGCCCUCGAAACCACUCAUCGUCUAGGCGUCCAGUACCUGUGGGUUGACUCCCUAUGUAUUAUACAGGACGCAGGGGACGACAAG
Molecule: messenger RNA, 339 nt
Organism: Bipolaris oryzae ATCC 44560
Lineage: Eukaryota; Fungi; Ascomycota; Dothideomycetes; Pleosporales; Pleosporaceae
Exons: 1
Source: RefSeq, a predicted model, not a curated record